ACUUAAAAAGUUCGACAGCAAAAAUUGUACAAUGACAGAAAAAGAACAGGGUGUUGAAGAUUUCCAGUUGGUGAAAGAAUCCGAACUAAGAUUUGAAGUGGAGUCUAAAUCUAAAGUAACAUUAGAGGGGAGGUUACUUUCUUUGAUGAUUGCCAGACUGCAAUUUGUGACAAAAUGUCAACAGACGCUGAAAGAUUGGAAAUACUUUGUGUUACUAAGAAACAAUAUAAAGGAAUAAAAUUAAUAUGCUUGUUAGUGGAAAAGCAGAGAUAUUUGGCAGUGAACUUGCAAUAGGUAAAAAGUAUGCAUUCAAAGCCAGUUCUAAGGUUGCAGUUUUCACAUGGCACAGUUGUCACAUCAAGAUAUCAGGAAAGACAGAGGUAGCGUACAUAUCACAGGAGACGCCUAUGGUUGUCUACCUGAACACACAUGUGGCUUUGGAACAAAUGCGAAUGAAAUCCGAAGAAGAUACUUCAAGAGGCCCAAGGAUUAUGAUAUGUGGUCCAACAGAUGUGGGAAAGAGUACCUUGUGUAAUCUGUUACUCAAUUAUGGAGUGCGACUUGGCAGAGCUCCAAUGCUUGUGGACCUGGACGUGGGGCAGGGUCAGGUGUCCAUUCCUUGCACCAUGGGCGCUUUCACAGUUGAAAGGCCAUCAGACCUAGAAGAGGGGUUUUCUCAAAGUGCUCCUAUAGUGUUUCACUUCGGACACACAUCUCCCACCAAGAACCUUACCUUGUACAACCUCCUGGUAGCCAGAGUAGCUGAUGUUAUCAACAUGAAAUGUGAUACCUUUAAGAAAGUGAACCACAGUGGAGUGAUCAUCAACACAGGGGGCUGGGUAAGAGGCUCAGGCUAUGACUCCCUUAAACACACUGCUGGAUCUUUUGAAGUGGACAUUAUAGCAAUCCUAGACCAAGAGCGACUCUACACAGAGAUGAAAAGGGACAUGCCUGACUUUGUGCAGAUUAUUUUGUUGCCAAAAUCUGGUGGGGUUGUGGAGAGAAGUUCCAAUCAGCGGUCAGACGCCAGGGAUUCUGCAAUACGCAACUACUUUUAUGGCCCCAAAAAUACCCUGUUUCCACACACCUUUGAAGUGAAAUGUUCGGAAAUCAAAAUUUACAAGAUUGGUGCUCCGUCUCUCCCGGACUCCUGUCUGCCACUGGGCAUGAAACCACAGGAUAACAAGACCAAACUUGUGCCAUUGCUGCCAAGUACCAGCUUGUUACAUCAUGUGUACAGUGUGAGUUCAGCUGAGUCGGCAGAGGAGAAUGUCAUAGAAGCCAACGUGAUCGGCUUUGUUGUCUUUACUGAAUACCAUCAAGACAGAAACAGCUUUACUGUGUUAUCUCCUGCACCUCACCCACUUCCUAGACCCAUUCUUCUACAGACAGAGCUGCAGUUCAUGGACAUACAUUAAUAGUUGGCCAAUACGGAAUGGCAACUUCUGGGCUAAUUUUGUAAUACGCUGUUUGUACAUUCAACAGUUUAUUCUCGGCCAAAAUACCAAACAGUGGGACAAUCUUGAUGGCAAAAGUGAUAUUGUACACAAAUACUGGUCUUUUUUGUUAAACACUGUUUAUACAGUAUAUUCUAGGGAAAAAACACCUUGUCAGUAUUUUUACAGACAUGCUGAAAGAGCAAUAUGUAGAAUAAGUUCUACAUGCCCUGGGAAAAGUUAUGAUUUUGAGAAAGCAAAAUGAAUGCCCAUAUGGCCAUGAAAUGUAGGAUAACUAAAGUCAUGCCUUUUAUUGACAAUGGAUAGCAAUGGACCAGCUGGUUAACAGUAUUGUGACAGUAAAUGAUCUAAUAGGUUGCAAACAUUUUGUGGCAUAGGAUUUGUAAGUAACUGUCCAUGUAAAUUAAUAAUUGUUUUCAGCUCACCUGAGAAAAACAUGCUCAUAGUGAGAUUGUGUGAUCAACUUUUUGUGUUGGCCAUCAACAUUAAAACUAUAGAGGCAAUACAUUUAGCCCAGUCUUAAUUAAACUAAGUAAAAACAUUUUUGUAACAAUAACAUAUUUGCUUAGUUCAAAACUGGGUCAUGUGAUGUCAAGAAACUAGGUCACUUGGUAAUAUUAAAAAAAAAAACUUGUUAACACUCUAUAACUCUUAUUUUCAGCCCAAUCAUCAUGAAUUUUGCGCAAACUUUUGUUCUUAUGAUUUCUUAAAAAACUUGAAAAUGGGUCUUUUCCAUUGAAAAACAAUUCCACCAUGGUGGGGUGUGACAGUUUUCCUUAUUUGGUGGUAGUGAAACCUUGUGAACAUUCUUGUAGUCAACUUUGUUUUCAAUGAACAUUUAACUUGUGCAGAACAUUUGUUCCAACUAUACCUGCCAAGUUGUAAAAUGGUUCCAGAAACAUCACAAAAGCUGCACAGAUUAAUUAACCUCCUGCAAUUCUCAAGUGAGCUGUAAAGAAUCACAAAAGGCUUAAUUCAACCAUUUUCUUAGUUUAAGACCAAGCUCUAAUUUCUUACUUGUUACUUUUUUUCAUUCUGGCAUUUUUUUAACACAUCCAUCAGCUUCAGAUGGAAUUGAUUGAUAAUAGAUAAAUAUUGCUACACAUGUUUAAUUAAUAAAAUAUUUGGUGUGUUCCAAAAAUUGUACCAACAUAUGCGCAAUAUCUGUAAAUUAUUCAAGGUUAAACACAUAAUUUCAGACUUUUCAACAAACUGCUAACAUUUAGAAUUGAACUAUGUUGAAUGUAAAAAUUAUAAAUUGAGUGACCAUAAUGGCA
Dreissena polymorpha is the source of this 2734-nucleotide messenger RNA. RefSeq names its product polyribonucleotide 5'-hydroxyl-kinase Clp1-like. The record is from RefSeq and is a predicted model, not a curated record. The transcript has 13 exons. NCBI's taxonomy places the organism in Eukaryota, Metazoa, Mollusca, Bivalvia, Myida, Dreissenidae. Gene Ontology annotation, cellular component: nucleus; mRNA cleavage factor complex. Gene Ontology annotation, biological process: tRNA splicing, via endonucleolytic cleavage and ligation. Bases 246 to 1418 code for a protein of 390 amino acids. Gene Ontology annotation, molecular function: polynucleotide 5'-hydroxyl-kinase activity.